UCCCGCCCGCCCUCCGGCCGCCUCUGCCGCCGCGCGCCGCAGCAGCGCCGCCUUCCCUGCGCAGUCGGUGUCUCGGCUUCGCUGGGUGGGACUUGGCUUUGUGGUCAUGGGCAAGCAGAACAGCAAACUUCGGCCAGAGAUGCUGCAGGACCUGCGGGAGAACACAGAGUUCUCGGAGCUGGAGCUGCAGGAGUGGUACAAGGGCUUCCUCAAGGACUGCCCCACGGGCAUCCUCAACGUGGACGAGUUCAAGAAAAUCUAUGCCAACUUCUUCCCCUACGGUGAUGCCUCCAAGUUCGCCGAGCACGUCUUCCGCACUUUUGACACCAACAGUGAUGGGACCAUCGACUUUCGGGAGUUCAUCAUUGCGCUGAGUGUGACCUCCCGUGGCCGCCUGGAGCAGAAGCUCAUGUGGGCCUUCAGCAUGUACGACCUGGAUGGCAAUGGCUACAUCAGCCGAGAGGAGAUGCUGGAGAUUGUGCAGGCCAUUUACAAGAUGGUUUCGUCCGUGAUGAAGAUGCCGGAGGACGAGUCGACCCCGGAAAAGAGGACUGAGAAGAUCUUCCGCCAGAUGGACACCAACAACGACGGCAAGUUGUCCCUGGAGGAGUUCAUCCGUGGGGCAAAGAGCGACCCGUCCAUCGUGCGCCUGCUGCAGUGCGAUCCCAGCAGCGCCUCCCAGUUCUGAGGAGAGGAGCCAGACUCCCUCAUCCCUGCCUUCACCGGUCCCACCUGGCUCUCAGCUUCCUCUCCCUUGUGUCUAUCCAGGCUGGGGGCCAGACUGGGGGCCCGCCCCCGCGGGUCUGCACUGUGGGGGCCUCUGGAGCAGGGACCCUGUAAGGAAGGCACCCGAAAGCAAGCUGGUAGCAUUCCCCUUCGGCAGUGGCAGAGACAGGCUCCGGCCUGUCUGCCCCUCAGAGUCACGCAGCCAUCUCCCACCCACCCACAGCCCUGAGGCCAGACCCCUCCCCAGCUGCCGCAGAAGGCUCGCCUCUUGUCCGGCUCAGCCUGGGGGGCAGUGGAGAGUCACGCUCAGGUGACUUGAGCCAGUCUUUUCACUUGGAGGGGAGAGGACGAUUCCAGGGCUGUGGGGGUUUGAGAAAGGAGCUUCCUUGAGCCCCCCUUCCCUGCAGAAGGCCCCCACCCUGCCUGCCCCAGCUCUGGCUGGCCUGGAGGCCGUGACACAAAUGGAAACUGCCCGGGAUCCCAGCUGCCGGCCAUGGGUCCUGUGAACCUGCCUGCCUUUUGCACUCAGAUGGACACAGCCAGCUGCACAGACCACGGAUUUACUCCUCUGUAUUGGCCUCUCUCUCUCUCUCUCUCACACACACACACACACACACACACACACACAAACAUGCAGAGCCUCUCUACAGCGUCCUGUGUGGGAAAGAAGUGCAGGCCCCUGGCCGAGCCCCAUCCCCACCCUGCAUGCAGCCACAUGGAGCAUCUUUGUUCUUUUUAAUAACUUCUGAAUAAAGUUUCGUUUCAGUGCA
This is a messenger RNA of Heterocephalus glaber (naked mole-rat), 1496 nucleotides long. It is a transcript of the gene Hpca, whose product is annotated as hippocalcin. The record is from RefSeq and is a predicted model, not a curated record. Gene Ontology annotation, molecular function: calcium ion binding. NCBI's taxonomy places the organism in Eukaryota, Metazoa, Chordata, Mammalia, Rodentia, Bathyergidae.